AUGUUGGCUGCUAGAUUUGCUGCCCGUCGUGGAGCUGCCACUCCUCGUUUGGCCACCUCUACUUUGAUGAAGCGUUUCAAUUCAAAUGGCAAGGUUCAAGGAUCAGUAAUUGGUAUUGAUUUGGGUACCACCAACUCUGCUGUUGCCAUCAUGGAGGGUAAGAUCCCCAAGGUCAUUGAGAACUCUGAGGGUGCUCGUACUACUCCUUCGGUUGUUGCUUUCACCAAAGAAGGUGAACGUUUGGUGGGUGUUCCUGCCAAGCGUCAAGCCGUUGUCAACCCUGAAAACACUUUGUUUGCCACCAAGCGUUUGAUUGGUAGAAGAUGGGAAGACAAGGAGGUCCAAAAGGAUUUGGAUCAAGUUCCUUACAAGAUUGUCAAGCACUCUAAUGGUGAUGCUUGGUUGGAGGCCAGAGGUGAGAAGUACUCACCUGCUCAAAUUGGAGGUUUCGUUUUGAACAAGAUGAAGGAGACUGCUGAGGGAUACCUUGGUAAGACCGUCAAGAAUGCCGUUGUCACUGUUCCUGCUUACUUCAACGACUCUCAACGUCAAGCUACUAAGGAUGCUGGUCAAAUUGUUGGUUUGAACGUUUUGCGUGUUGUCAACGAGCCUACUGCCGCUGCUUUGGCUUAUGGUUUGGACAAGACCGAGGACAAGGUUGUUGCCGUGUUCGAUUUGGGUGGUGGUACUUUCGAUAUCUCCAUCUUGGAGAUCCAAAAGGGUGUUUUCGAGGUCAAGUCGACCAAUGGUGAUACCCACUUGGGUGGUGAGGACUUCGAUAUCGCCAUUGUCCGAUUCUUGGUCGACAAGUUCAAGCAAGAGACUGGUAUUGAUCUUUCGGGAGACCGUAUGGCCAUUCAACGUAUCCGUGAAGCUGCCGAGAAGGCCAAGGUCGAGUUGUCUUCUACCGUUUCUACCGAUAUCAACUUGCCAUUUAUCACUGCCGAUGCCUCUGGUCCUAAGCACAUCAACGUUUCCAUCAGCCGUUCUCAAUUCGAGGGAUUGGUUGACGGAUUGAUCAAGAAGACUAUUGACCCUGUUAAGAAGGCUCUUAAGGAUGCCGACAUGACUUCUAACAACAUCAACGAGGUUAUUCUUGUUGGUGGUAUGUCGAGAAUGCCCAAGGUCAUUGAGACAGUUAAGAGCUUGUUCGGCCGUGAGCCCAAUAAGUCGGUCAACCCCGAUGAGGCUGUUGCCAUUGGUGCUGCUAUUCAAGGAGCUGUUUUGGCCGGUGAGGUUCAAGACGUUCUUUUGCUCGAUGUCACUCCUCUUUCUCUUGGUAUUGAGACCCUUGGCGGUGUUUUCACUCGUUUGAUCAACAGAAACACCACCAUUCCUACCCGUAAGGGCCAAGUGUUCUCCACUGCUGCCACCGGUCAAACCUCUGUUGAGAUCCGUGUUUACCAAGGAGAGCGUGAGCUUGUCCGUGAUAACAAGUUGAUUGGUAACUUCACUUUGUCUGGAAUUCCUCCUGCUGCCAAGGGUGUUCCUCAAAUCGAGGUCACUUUCGACAUUGACGCUGACGGAAUCAUCAACGUUUCUGCCCGUGACAAGGGUACCAACAAGGACGCCUCGAUCACCGUUGCCGGUUCUUCUGGAUUGUCUGACUCUGAGAUCGAGAAAAUGGUUAACGAUGCCGAGAAGUACAAGGAGCAAGAUAUGGCCCGUAAGGAGUCUGUUGAGACUGCUAACCGUGCUGACUCCAUCUGCAACGAGAUCGAUAACUCCCUUUCUCAAUACAAGGACCAACUCAACAAGGACGAUGUUGACAAGCUCAGUGUCAAGAUCACCGAGCUCCGUGAGCUUGUUGCCAAGGCCCAAUCCGGUGCCGACGCCGUCUCUGUCGAGGACUUGAAGGCCAAGACCGACGAGGUCCAAAACGAGUCGCUCGACGUGUUCAAGAAGAUCUACGAAGACAAGGCCCGUAACAACACCUCCUCCACCGAGGAGCCCAAGCCCGAGGACAAGCAAUAA
Sugiyamaella lignohabitans is the source of this 1974-nucleotide messenger RNA. It is a transcript of the gene SSC1, whose product is annotated as Hsp70 family ATPase SSC1. Bases 1 to 1974 code for a protein of 657 amino acids. NCBI's taxonomy places the organism in Eukaryota, Fungi, Ascomycota, Dipodascomycetes, Dipodascales, Trichomonascaceae. Gene Ontology annotation, cellular component: mitochondrion; cytoplasm. The transcript has a single exon. Gene Ontology annotation, molecular function: heat shock protein binding; ATP binding; ATP hydrolysis activity. The record is from RefSeq and is a predicted model, not a curated record. Gene Ontology annotation, biological process: protein refolding; cellular response to unfolded protein.